CAUCCCAUUAGAGGUAGACGUCCCAUUAGGAGUAGACGUCCCAUUAAAGGAAGAUGUCCCAUCAGAGGUAGACGUUCCAUUAAAGAAAGACAUUCUAACAAAGGUAGAAGUACCAUCAGUGGUAGAUGUCCCAUUAGAGGUAGGUGUCCCUUCAGAGGUAGAUGUUCCAUUAAAGAAAGACAUUCCAUCAAAGGUAGAAGUCCCAUCAGAGGUAGACAUCCCAUCAAAGAGCAAUGUCCCCUUAGAGGCAGAAAUCUCAUCAGAGGUAGACAUCAUAUUAAAGGAAGUUGUCCCAUCACAGGACAAUGUCCCAUUAGAGGAAUAUGUCACAUCUAAGGUAGAUGUCUCAUUGGAGGUAGACAUCCAAUCACAGGACACUGUUCCAUUAGAGGAAUAUGUCCCAUCUAAGGAAGAUGUCUCAUCAGAGGAAUACGUCAUAUCUAAUGUAGAUGCACCAUCAGAAGAAUACGUCCCAUCAGAAAGAUACGCCCCAUCAGAGGACUAUGUCCCAUCUAAGGUAGAUGUCCCAUCAGAGGAAUAUGUCUUAUCCAAGUUAGACAUCCCAUCAGAGGAAUAUGUCCCAUCUAAAGUAGACAUCCCAUCAGAGGGAGGUGGAGAAAGUGAUGACAUGAUUGUGACAGAAAGACCUAUCUCAGAAGGCUUUUCUACACCUCCAAAUGCUGUUGUUGAGUUUAAAGUGACCUCACCUAGUCUGACUGUAGACUCUGGUUCCUUUAAGGUAUCAGAGGAUUCUAGAGUCUCCUCUGGUGCCAAGUCUUUGGGGAAGGACGACAUUGAGCUGGGUCAAGGUGAAACAGUUAUUAUUAUUGACAGUAAGGCAGCAGAAGAACGUAAAAGUAGCACCAGCUCUCCAGCUCAUUCAGAUGAAUCUGACCAAAAUUUCACUGAGGAUCUGGAUCAAACAAUCACCAGAACCACAGAGACAAGUGAGCCACCGGACACAGGUGGUGGUUUUAUAUCUGCAGGAGACAAACAAGGCACUGCUGGCAUCACCACGCCACCUUCUCUGAGAUACCUCACUACACCUUCCAUGACCACGGCCAUCCACAGCCGGGAACUGGUGGUCUUCUUCAGUCUGCGUCUCACCAACAUAAACUUCUCUGACCAUCUCUUUAAUAAGACCUCAUCUGAGUACAGAUCCUUGGAGAACACCCUCCUAGAUGUGCUGCUGCCGUACCUGCAGGCCAACCUGACUGGCUUUCAGAAACUGGAAAUCCUGAACUUCAGGAGGGGCAGCGUGGUUGUCAACAGCAAAAUGAGGUUCACCAAGACAGUACCGUACAACGUGACUGAGGCCGUCCACUCCAUCCUGGACGAGUUCUGCUCCUCCGCUGCCAAGAAGAUGGACAUCCAGAUUGACAAGCGCUCCCUGGACAUUGAACCAGCGGAUCAAGCUGAUCCCUGUAAGUUUAUGGCCUGCGGAGCAUUUUCUCGCUGCGUGGUGAACAGCUGGACUAAAGAGGCCCAGUGUUUAUGUGAACCAGGCUUCAUGUCUGUGGACAACCAGUCCUGUCGUAGCGUUUGUGACCUGCAACUGGACCUCUGCCCAGGAGGGAAGUGUUACAUUGUUCCAGGAGGAGGAGUUUCAUGCAG
Austrofundulus limnaeus is the source of this 1614-nucleotide messenger RNA. It is a transcript of the gene impg1a, whose product is annotated as interphotoreceptor matrix proteoglycan 1a. The record is from RefSeq and is a predicted model, not a curated record. Lineage: Eukaryota; Metazoa; Chordata; Actinopteri; Cyprinodontiformes; Rivulidae. Gene Ontology annotation, biological process: visual perception.